This is a messenger RNA of Fusarium subglutinans, 753 nucleotides long. RefSeq lists its product as uncharacterized. The record is from RefSeq and is a predicted model, not a curated record. NCBI's taxonomy places the organism in Eukaryota, Fungi, Ascomycota, Sordariomycetes, Hypocreales, Nectriaceae. The coding region runs from base 1 to 753 and encodes 250 amino acids. The transcript has a single exon.
AUGUCUCAGCAGGAAAGCUUUGAAGCGAACAUUACAAAACAUGACUGGGCUUGUGAAACCCUCCAUGAGAAGUUCACAGAGCAGUUCAAUGCUGAGUCCGAUAAAGCCUUCAAUCAAACCUUGAAGGCUAUCAGCAACGUUCUCAAGAUAGAGCAUACGAUACUUUCGAGCAAAACGGAAUCCGCGCUGGAAGACCUUCGGAGAACCUCGCAAGAGACACGAACUGGUUUCUACGACAUCGCGCGACAGGCUCUACAAGACAAGGGACCAGAAACCGCCGCACUGCGAGAGGAAUAUGAAGCCAAGCUUAAAGCCAAGGAUGAAGAGAUCAAGGCCCUGAGAGAGUCCGUACAUGAUCCAUCUAUGACGGACCGAGACAAAGACGACAUGAUCGCCACACUCAAAGAGCUGAACCAAGCCCUUCGUGAUCAACUCCAGGAACGAAUGGAGUUAUACGAGCUUAAAGAGGAGGAAGACCACCGAAUGGCGGUCAAAGACAGAAGGGAGGUAGAAGAAAUAGUGCGGAACAAGGAAGCCGAAUUCCGAAAGGGUCUGCUCGAGGCGCACAAGAAGACUCAAGCGCAGGCAAGGGAGAUAGCUCAGCUGUCUCAAAAGGUCCAAGAAGAUGCCGUGAUGAUCAAACAUCUAAGCGAAGGCAUCGAGGAGCUAUCAGCUGAUAGAGUAAUGUUGGAAAACGAACUGAAGGGCAAGAUCAGCGAGAUCGCUGAACUGAAACAGCAGAGAGGUGUUUAA